GACCAAUAUGGCGUCUAUCUAUGAAAAUGUAACGAGGAAGAAACCGAAACUUUCAGCAACGUGUAUAAGGUUGUGCCAUUUCACAUGAGAAGCGUGUGAAAUGGUGUGCCACGAUAGAAAUAAAGUAAAGCUAUGAAGAAAGCUUCAAGUACGAGUAAUGAAGCGAAACCUGACGUUGACAAAGCAAAGAAAAUCUACAGAGCUGCUCUUGAUGCAAUUCGUCGUCUUGAUGAGAUAAGCAAACAGAAGAAAGCAUACAGAGAUGUGUUCUUGCAAGAUGCUGUUGGACUCAGAAAUAAACUCAAGGAGUAUUGUGAGAGGUUGAUGUUCUACAACCCCAGUGACUAUGGCCGAAAAGCAGAGGAGGUUUUAUGGAGGAAGGUGUUCUAUGACAUCAUCCAGGUUGUCAAACACAAUAGGAAGCAUGUGCGUCCCCACGGGUCCCUGGAGACGGCCUACCGGACACACCUGGCUUCAGCGACUGGGUACUACCAGCAUCUGCUGUUCAGGCUGCAGCAAGAGUUUGGCCUCAAGUUGUCCGGCAUUCUAGACUUUCAUCUUGUUGCUGAUCCCAAACCAGUAAAGAAACACAGCAGCAGUAGUAGCAGCAGCAGUGGUAGCAAGAAGACACCGCAGUCUGUGAUUGAGUGGGCGCAGAGAGCCUGUCACAGAUGUCUCAUUUGUCUUGGAGACAUUGCCCGGUAUCAGCAGGACUUUGAUCACGGCGUGAGUGGCGCCACAGCAGAGAGAUACUACUACCAAGCCAUCAUGCUGUUCCCUGAUAUCGGUAUGCCCCACAACCAGCUUGGGACUUUGUCUGCUUCCCGCUACUACAGCUGUGAGGCUGCCUAUCACUAUAUCAGAUGUAUGUCGACAGAGAAGUCGUUUGAAGGAGCCCAUGGUAACCUGCAACGACUGUUUGAGAAGAACCACAAGAGGUACCUGGAACUUGGGCAGCUUCAGCAGCAGCAUCGUGACCUCACUCCAGACCAGCAACAACCACAAAACAUCCGGCAGUUCUUUGUCCGUUUCCUGUACCUGCUGGAUAUCCUGUAUGAUACGGAGAAGAGAUUUAUACAACGACACGACGACUUGAUGCAGUCUGUAUGUCAGGCCACGCUACAUGACUUCAACCUAUGCAUGUUCUACGAGCCCAGCUCAAUGGCGGAGAACUACGAGAACGUUGACCCUGCCAUAGACGACCCCCAUUACCUGGAUGAUGACAUCGUCUUCAAGAUCGUCGUCAUGUGUCUCAGCACCAUCCAUCUCCUGCAGAGGAAAUGCUCACCUCAAGUGACAGCCGCCAUUGCCUUUCUUCUUGCGCUGUUCUCGCACAUACUGAACCAUGUAACCAACAGACUACAGGGGGUGCUGUAUGAGAAGGAACAUCCCAAUAAGCUGUUAGAGUCACACAAGUCUAUAGCAGCUCUCCCCCACGAUGACCACAACUACUCGUCCACCUCGGACACAGAGCGGGAUGAGAUGUCCAGUCACGAAGCUGACUACAGGAACAACAGUGUCGACAAAAGCAAUAUGCUGACUCAGGAGGAAGGCAAUAAACCAAAGAAGCACAAGCAAUCACGACUCCGCAACUUGCGGCGACGUAGACGGCGUCACCAUAGCGAUAGUAGUGACAUGUCAGACUUGUCCGAAGAUUCUGAUCUCAGUGAAGGUGGUGAGCACAUGGAAGAGGAUGUUGUCUCUGAAGAUUCGGAUGAUGAUCUAGCCACAUACUUUGACAAUGACUCUGAUUCAGAUCUCUCUGAUUCCUUGAUGGAAAGUCAGGACCUUAAGACUGGCUUUGCAUCAUCUCAUGGCAACAAUCAGUCCAGGUUGCGACUGAGUUCAGGGUCAUCUGUGAAAAUGGCCCAAGAGAAUGGCAAUUGGUCAGAUCUCAUGGGAAAUCAGAAUCUAGUAACGUUGUCAUCUGAGUUGUUCUCCUCGUCAAUGACCUUCCUUGGGCAGGACCUCAAUCUUGAUCUGCUCAACACAAAACAGUACCAAGCAGACAUUGCAGCUUAUGAGAACUGUAAAGAUGUCAUACAAGGCAGGAAAGAUGUUCCAGUUCCACCAGGUUUCCUGUCGUCCAUGGAGGCUCAUCAUGUGGCAGACAUCACCAAGAAGCUGGUCAACUUCCAGAUCGAGACUGACACCGAAGUCAGUGCAUGUCCCACAGACACAGAUCCAUCUGGACUCACUGAGUCUGAGAUUGAGGCUGAUGAUGACAAUUCCUGUGAUAGCUACAACGACAGGGCGGAGGCUGAGCGGCUGAGACUGCAGCGGGUGAUCGAGGUUAUCCAGACAGAGGGUCUGCUGUCCACUGUCAAGGUCAUGUGUGACUGGAUGCAGUGCCAUUCCACCAUCAUCAACACUUGUGCUCAGAGCUCCCAGUCCUUGUGGUGCAGAUUGUCAGUUCUGCUCAACUUUCUGCCUCAGGAAAAAAGAAUUGAUCAGCCAGAUCAGAUAUGGUCUGAUGAAUUAAAGAUGCGGCUGACGGACAGUAGCGCACCAAGCUGGUUUCAGUUGUUCCCUCUCCGAGAGGACAUCAACCUGUCUGGCUUCUCCGCCCUGGCCGACAUCCAGGCCACCAUUGACUUCACCUCCAAACACAGGGGACAGCUCAGUGAGAUUCAGGAGACAUUUCUCCGGAUCACCUGCCUGCGUCACUUCGGCCACUUCUUGGCCCAGUCCGGCUGUGUGGAGUUCACUUACAACCAGGAACAGGCCAUGUUCUUUGGACCCUCACACACUGACCCUGAAGUCAGUGAGAAGGCAGCACAGGAGAAGAUGAGAGAUGCAGAAAGCCGGCGUAACCAGCUGAUGAGAGACAUGGCUCAACUGAGACUUCAGGCGGAAGUGAGCCAGCUGGAAGGGUCCCUCCAGGAGUCUGAGCAGCCCAUGUUCCCUCCAUACGUGAUCACUGAAACCUCCACCCUGUGCUCCUCACUCCCCCUCGUCAAGCAGCUCAUCGUCAGUGCCAGGGGCAUCAUGGUCAUCCCCCUCUCAGUUAUUGACAGUUUGGACUUCAUGAAAAAAGAGAGUUCUGGAGCCCGGGAGGCAAUUCGAUGGUUGGAGAAUGAGUUCAGGAAGGGGAACAGGUACAUCCGUGCCCAGAAGAGCAAUGAAACACUCCCAGGCAACAACCAAAGGAUGCUAAAGAAGAGGAACCGAGAUCAGUGGUGUUUGAGUGAGAUACUGAGUUGUUCUCGGUACCUGGCACAGCAGAGUGGGAACUUCAGCUCUGGCAGUGUGGUGGCCAUUUUGACUGACCACCAGCUGGACACAGAACAGACGCUCCCUGCAAUCAGACACGCCAUCGCAGCCAGCCAGCAAGAAGGUGUAAGCAUUGAGAACAUUGUUGACUUUGCCUCCCGCUGGAAGGAUGUCUGUAAGAGCAAAGGUUGAGACUACCACACCAGAUCAGGGACUGAUCUUCACAAUAAAUGCAAA
Molecule: messenger RNA, 3450 nt
Organism: Haliotis rubra (blacklip abalone)
Lineage: Eukaryota; Metazoa; Mollusca; Gastropoda; Lepetellida; Haliotidae
Product: protein SMG5-like
Biological process (GO): nuclear-transcribed mRNA catabolic process, nonsense-mediated decay
Cellular component (GO): telomerase holoenzyme complex
Molecular function (GO): protein binding; telomerase RNA binding; telomeric repeat DNA binding
Source: RefSeq, a predicted model, not a curated record